This is a messenger RNA of Pezoporus flaviventris, 855 nucleotides long. RefSeq names its product probable N-acetyltransferase camello. Gene Ontology annotation, molecular function: N-acetyltransferase activity. The record is from RefSeq and is a predicted model, not a curated record. The coding region runs from base 76 to 855 and encodes 259 amino acids. Lineage: Eukaryota; Metazoa; Chordata; Aves; Psittaciformes; Psittacidae. The transcript is spliced from 2 exons.
CGACGUCUCCCCUACGCUGAACACCUAUUGGCUGAUGGGAGCGGGAGGGGCGUGUCCCGGCAGGGGCGGUGGCCAAUGGGCUACGAGUCCUGUCGGGGUCAGGCGGGAGCUGGAGGCGGUACCGCACCAACCAUGGUCCCCUUCCGCAUCCGCCCGUACCGGGACAGCGACUACGCCGCCGUGCGGGAGGUGUUCGCGGCCGGGAUGAGCGAGCAUGCGCCGGCGCUGUGCCUGCACGUGCUGCGGCGGCCCUGGGCGCUGCUGCUGCUGGCCUGCACCUUCUGCCUGCUGCUGGCGAGCGCGCGCUCGCUGCUGCUGCCGCUGCUGGCGCUGGCGCUGGUGCUGGCGCUGGGGCGGCACAUCCUGGGCUGCGCUUGGGACGCCUACAUCCAACGGUGCCUCGACGCCGACCUGCGCGACAUCGCCGCUGCCUACGGCCCCGGUGCCGGCGCCCGCUUCUGGGUGGCCGAGGCGGACGAGCGGGUGGUGGGCACGGUGGGCGUGCGGCCGGCGGCGGCGGACGGAGGCGGUGAUGGCGGCGACGGGGAGCUGGUGCUGAAGCGGAUGUCGGUGCGGCGCGGGUACCGCGGGCAGGGCAUCGGCGCGGCGCUGGGCAGGGCGGCGCUGGCGUUCGCGCGGCAGCGCGGCUGCCGGGCCGUGGUGCUCAACACGCUGAUGGUGCAGCACGAGGCGCGAGCGCUCUACGAGCGCCUGGGGUUCCGCCGGCACCGCCAGUACGUGCUGCCAACCGUCUACGGGCACCUGGCCAACUGCACCAUCACCACCUACCGCUACGAGCUGGGCAGCGACGAGUCGGCACCGGCGCCGCCCCGGGAGCAGGCAGCCAUGGAGUGA